Prorocentrum cordatum is the source of this 992-nucleotide messenger RNA. The record is from the annotation of a GenBank genome assembly. Lineage: Eukaryota; Dinophyceae; Prorocentrales; Prorocentraceae.
UAGCCAUUUUGGCUCAAGAAGUUUGGCCCAUGCGCUCGCAGUCUUUGAGUGUUGAUAUUGUCACUUCCGGGCAAGUGCGACGCCCUUUCCCUCGAAGAAGAAGAAUAAGCACUUAGUUGUUCUUGCUCAAAUCCCCUGGAAUGGCAUCAGUGACGCAGGCCGUGGCGCAGCGAUAUAGCUGCCGGGAUUUCAUUCCAGACAAAGUGCCUGAUGAGGCGCUGUUGCGCGAGAUUUUGACCAAGGCUUCCAGGGCGUCUUCGGAUGGGAACACGCAGCCAUGGCGCAUGUACGUGCUGAGCGGGGCCGCCAAGGACGCUGUUGUGGACGCCGUGCAGAAGUCCAAUCUUCGCGAGGCCGUUUCAGAAUAUCAUAAUUACCCCGAUCAGAAAGCUAGCAGCCACAUCGUCUAUGAUGAUGCGGAGCUCACUAAGAAAACCAACGAGCGUAUGCAACAUUUCCGCAAGACGAUUUACAGCCAGCGUCGAAAGGUGUGCGGAGAAAUGUUGUACAAGUCGAUCAAUGUCGCGAAGGAGGACCUGCCUGGGAAGUUGCAGCAGUUGCAGAAAAAUGGAUCGUUCUUUAACGCCCCAGUUGGCAUUAUUGUCACCCUCGACCGAAUGUUCGAUCGUUGUGGUUGGGGAAACGUUGGCAUGUACCUGGCAACAUUCGCUUUACUUUGCGAGGAGGCGGGGCUCUCAACAUGCUUCCAAGGAUAUUUUGGCGUCAAUCACGCAGCUGUGGAGAAGGUUAUCACGCAGAUGGAUCCAGAGACCGAAGUUAUUUGGUGUGGUAUCGCUGUGGGCUACGCAAACCAGGAGCAUCCGAUCAACAGCUGGCGCACGGAGCGCGCGAAGAUCGAUGAGUAUGCACAUUUUAUUUCCAAGUUAUGAACUGGAGAUCGACAGCAGAUCCGUUGUUGUGAAUGUGUGAAGUGUUAUUGCGACCGGAGCAGUCGUAAUUUUCAGACGUUGUAAAGUUGGCUCGGCUGUAAA